AUGGAAUGCCCUUUUCAUCCACUGCGACAGACAUCAUUAUCAUACCCCGUAUGGCAGUAUACUAUGAUCGACGAAACUUUGCCUUCUGAAAAACAACUCAAAAAGUUCUUCGAAAAGGAUGUUUUGUGCUGGGAAAAAGCAAAUCAGUUGCUUCAGAAAACAUGGGCGGCAAAGAUAAAGAAGAGAAACAAACUCAAAAAGAGAACGCUAGGUGCAGAAGUAGAUAAAACGAUACAAGCUCUGAACGAUACCCAGCCAUCGCGGACGGUACAAACUGUGGACGAGCUUAUACGAAUAGCAAAGGAGACAUAUGGCAACUACCAAAAGCAAAGAGGAGCUGCAGAGAAGGUCUUCUUCAACAUUGCUUCAUAUUUUGAGAGGCACUCCCAGGUCAUCGAUGUUUUCAUUCAACAGGAGCCGAAAUUCACAGCACUUAUCUGGGGUUCGAUACGCUACCUUCUACAGGUUGUCGUAGACUGCAAAGAGGCGUCAGAAGUAACGGCGAACGGCAUAUUUCUCAUUGCACAACAUGCGGAGAGGUGGUCAAGAAUGGCGAAAAGCUUCGGGGAUAGACAAGGAGUAGAAGAGGCCACGGUAGACUUAUACUACCAUGUUCUCGACUUCUUGCACUCUGCCAUUGAGCGCUUUCAACGAGAUAAGCUGACUAGACUUCAAGCGUCGUUCUUCAAUAGCGCCAGACGAGAGUUUGAGACAAAAGUCGCUAAGUUGCGAGACGCAGCAGAAAGGUUGGACAAGGAAGUAGAUUGGGAAGGAGCUCGGAAGAUGAGAAUGGACACCAGCCAAAUUUACAACUGCAUUAGUGCAUUGGCUAGUCCAGUUGCCAAUCGCCCAAAAGGUCUUGAUGUUGCAGCCUCGGAUGCUCAGCCCAAGUGGCUCACUACGCACCCAACGUACCAGAAAUGGCGAGCAAAUAGAUUCCCGAGCCCACUUUGGAUAGUGGGUAAGCCAGGCGCGGGCAAAUCAGUACUCGCCCAUCAAACUUCCAGUUCCUUGUCUCAAUCAGGGCACACCGUCUUCACGCACGCCUUCCAGUGCAACGUGUCCUCACAGAAGCGGGGCAGGGCCAGCCUUCCAAUUUCAAUCCUUGCCCAGCUUCUUCCUUCAACAUAUCCAGUUCAAGAUUUUCAAACCCAAGUUUUUACAAAGCUUGUCCCUUCAUAUAAUCAGUAUAAGCCACGAUUUGAAGAAUGUCCCUUUGAGCAGCUAUGGCCUCACUGUAUCACCCUUCUAGAGAAAGAAGGAGAUUUCGUGCUGCUCAUAGAUGCUAUCGAUGAAUGUAAUUUCAGCAACCAUGCGCAAGCAGAUGAGCUCCUGGAGUGUUUUCAACAGGUCCUGGACCGCACAAGUGGAAAGAUUAUUAUCUUUUCUCGCCCUAGCGAUAUGUUUGGCUUCGGAACCUCGUCAGAACCCCCCAUGAAUGAGAUCAGAAUCACCGAAGAAGAUACCCUACCUGAGAUUAUGGCAUUCUGUGCUUCAGCACUAAGGAAUUUGAAAUUCACAGAUGAGAUGAAGCUUCAGGUGACCUCCCGACUCAACCGCGAUGCCAACAACUUUUUGUGGGCUACAAAAUUCCUACAGCAGUUGGAAACUGCUCGCAAGAUGGAGACAUUUAAAGCAGUUGUCGAAGACUGGCCCAAUGAUAUCUGGGGCGUUUACACCAAAGUUUGGCUAGAUAGGCUAAGCAGCCUUGAUGACGAGAAUAAGUCGAUUUGUCAGGAGAUAUUUUUAAUGUUGCUUGGAGCUCGAAGGGAAUUCAAGAUCGAUGAAUUGGACGCCGCUCUUGGUUUAAUUCCAGGCUCGGGCAUUGCCAAGUUUAUUACUUCAACACAUUGCCAACCUUUGAUUCAGGUUUUUGAUGGCAGUGUGAGCCUCAGUCAUGCUUCUGUCCGAGAUUUCCUGCUCAGUGGAGUACUCGGUGACAUCAGAUUCUCCAAAUCAGGCCCCGACGCGACUUUGGCUCGGAAGUGUCUUGAGUUUCUCAUUAGAGAGAUUUAUGGAAGUCAGGACCGCAUCGGUCAACGUCUGAGGAAGAACAUUGGAGCUGGUGUUUCCGACCCUAGCGACGACAAGAGCUUUUACGAAUAUGCUGCUCGCUACUGGUACAUUCAUCUCACAGCCCUCUCGGCUCCCGACCAAAGUUUAUUGGAACUCGCCAACAAAUUUCUACAUCUACUCCACUUCGCCUACUGGGCUGAAUACUCGAUCACGGAUAGUGGUGACUUCCAAGCUAUCCGGUCAACAGAGAUUACUUUGACGGUUUGGUCAAAUAGUUUGAGUUGUCGUGACAGAUCUCUGAUACACCUGGAUGACUACUUUGAGUGCCCUUACCGAAAUCUUGCUAGAGUCUUCAAAGAAAAUGAAGAAGACAAGGAAUUACAAUGGCUAGCUUUGAUGCAUCUUGGGUUCUAUUACUACGAUAAGGGAAGGAUGACUGAAAUGGCAGAAGUUCGUAGGAAGGUCGCUGCUGGGCUUAAGGAUCUCCUUGGACCACGUCACCCUCUAGCGCUUCAAGCGUCUGCAGAUGCAGCAUACACAUUUCUUUUCAACAACGAACUCCGGGAAGCCCAAAGACUCUUUGCCGAAUUAGCCAGUGUCCAGCGUGAAGUUGGAGGUCCAGACGAUGCCAGUUCCUACUUUACGCUUGUUUUCAAGGCUCAGGCUGAAUAUCUCAUGCUUGACUCGCUGAAAGCACUUAAUACGCUUACUGAUUCUUUGGAGGGUUUCUUUCGAACACUAGGUCCAGGGAGCAAUGGCUAUCUGAUAGCUCAAUUAUGGUAUGCUGUUGCUAAUGCAUCAGCUGGUCAUAUUGAACAAGGCAUCAAACUACUGGAGUCCGUGCGUGACAAGCGAAAGGAACAGUAUGGGCCGAAGGACUCUUUUGGAAUUACUACACAGAUCUUCCUGGGAGAUUUAUACCGAAAAUUGGGCUCCGAUGAAGGGGCUCUGCAAAAUAUCCUGCCUGCACUUAGCUUUCGACGUAGCUUCUGGCAACUCUCUCACUUUUUGACGCUCGAUACAGCUCUUGUGUUGGCAAUCACAUACAGAGAUUUUGGUCGACAGGAUGAAUCAGCUGAAAUCAUCGAAGAGCUUGAAACCAACGGGGGGCUGGACAGAGAGCAAAACAUAAUACGAGCCUGCCAAGUCAAGCAUAUGAGGGCCCUGUGGUUGUUCGAGGAUGGACAACUCGACAAGUCCAUUGGGAUACUGGAGUUAUUACUCAUCGAGAUUGACGAGAAGCACAAUAACAGGGCCCUGCAGUGGGUUCGGCUCGACCUUGCAUAUAUGCUCAGAUACAGAGGAAGAGAUGGCGAUGAGAAUAACGCAAGCUCACUCUUCGAUGGUAUUGUUACAGAUGAUGCAAACGAUCCUGACGAUGAGCCAGAUCCACCAAGAUGGCUGGACAUUGCGGAGCGGGCGCUUAAAUUGCUACGGAAAGGAAAUACUGACGGAGCAAAUGAUCUUCUCGGGAGGGAGAAAUUGCGUUGGGCUCGUGAGGAGACCCUAUGGAUGUGGCUAGGGAUGCCGGCGGCUGAUACAGGAUGGAUGAGGCUGCCAAAAGGCUUGGGUGAUGACAAUAUGUGA
Messenger RNA from Fusarium fujikuroi IMI 58289, 3603 nucleotides. RefSeq lists its product as uncharacterized. Gene Ontology annotation, molecular function: protein binding. Lineage: Eukaryota; Fungi; Ascomycota; Sordariomycetes; Hypocreales; Nectriaceae. The coding region runs from base 1 to 3603 and encodes 1200 amino acids. The record is from RefSeq and is a predicted model, not a curated record. The transcript is spliced from 6 exons.